CAGUAUAGUCGACAACACCGUAUUGGAGACUCGGUUGCCAAGGAAAAAGAAAAAAAAAAAAAAAAAGAUUCCGGCAAAACGUACUUAGUUUCAGGAAAUUAUAAAUACUAUCAUUACCUUUGUGAUGGAUUCGACGAUAGAGGCUGGGGUUGCGGCUAUAGAACCUUACAAACAAUAUGUUCCUGGAUGACUGAAAAUGUUAACAGUGAAGCCAAAGUUCCUUCGAUACGAGAGAUACAAGAUAUAUUAGUCCAACUUGAAGACAAACCACAAAGUUUCUUGGGUUCAAGGCAAUGGAUUGGUAGUUUUGAGGUGUGUCUAGUAAUAGACAAAUUAUAUGACAUUCCAAGCAAAAUAGUGCAUGUUAAUCAUGGAGAUGAACUAAAGACUAUAGUGGACACCCUGGUGUCUCAUUUUGACAAGUUUGGCAGUCCGGUGAUGAUGGGCGGGGAUGUGGAUGCUUCCUCCAAGGGAAUCCUAGGUGUUCAUGUUCGACAGCGAGAUGCUAGUUUAUUGGUAGUGGAUCCUCAUUAUGUUGGUAAGGAGCAAACAAAGGAGUUUCUCUUCCACAAAGGCUGGGUGAAGUGGCAACGACUGACAGAUUUUAUAGACGCCUCAUUUUAUAAUCUGUGUCUACCGCAAGUUAAAGCUAAGUGCAAAUAAACUUACCUUGUUAUCAGACUAUUAUUUGCAUUAAACUAACAAGAACCAUAAUUAUUAUUAUUAAGAUUAUUCUGUGCAAAGAAUAGUGUGUUGACCUUACCAGUACUUGGGUAAUUGGUGAAGGCCACUUGUUCUAUCGACCAGACAACCUUGACCGAAAGGUUACGUCUUCCUUAGACAUGU
Molecule: messenger RNA, 846 nt
Organism: Spodoptera litura
Lineage: Eukaryota; Metazoa; Arthropoda; Insecta; Lepidoptera; Noctuidae
Gene: Ufsp1
Product: UFM1 specific peptidase 1
Molecular function (GO): deUFMylase activity
Source: RefSeq, a predicted model, not a curated record